AUGCCGCACGUGCGAUCGUUCGUGCGAUUCCUGAAGCAGUCGCACAGGCAGCUGCUGGCGACACUCGACAUCCCGAGCCGCGCGAUUUACCAGAGGUGUGUGGCUGGUAGUGAAUUUGCUCGUAAAGGAGCGAAUCCCAAGCCCUCUUCUCCCUUCCCCGUGCAGCUUCACUUGCGAAUCUUCCGUUCCGCGUGCUCCCCCUCCCCCUCGCCUUUACUAUUUACCGAUUCCUCCAUUUCCCCUCGUCUGCAUCUUCCGCAUUCCCUUUUGCCCCCCUUCCCCAAUUUUGCCCCUCUGCAUUCCCCGUUUGCCUCCUUUUCCCCGCCCCCUCCCCCACAACCCUCUCCCCUCCCUUACCUCUUCCGCUUUCCCCGUUUGCCUCCUCUCCCCGCGCCUCUUGCGCCGUUCCGCCGCUCGCUCGGCCCGCGCAGUUACACCUACACUUCCAACGGCUUUGCCGCCUCGCUGACGUCAGCGGAGGCGAGGAGAUUAAAGCUUCACCCGGCUGUAGCGGCGGUGGAGGAAGACGAAUAUCUACCCGCGCUAACUAGUAGCACCCAUCUCCGCGACCCGGAUACUUUUCCCCGGCUGCCCGAGGCCGAGAAGGGCGGGCAGGUGGGCGGGCAGGCGGGCAGCGUGAGGAGGAGAAAGCUGAUGACUGAUUCGCCAGGGUUUCUUCGGCUGCCCGGGUCCCUGUGGGCGGCGAACGGCGGGCAGGAUAAUGCGGGGGAGGGGGUGAUUGUGGGAGUGAUUGACACCGGCGUGUGGCCGGAACACCCAUCAUUCGCUAAUACAGUAACCAUCCAACCCCUACGGCCUUAUCCCCCGCCGGUGGUGCGGAAAAAGCCAGGCGACUCGGGACUUCCCCGGGUCGCUGUGCCCAUCGGCGCGCAGUACUCAAGUCGCCCGACUUUUCCGUCUUCCCCUUCCUUUCUGCCUCUCUCCUUCCUCCAGCCAUCCAACCCGUACGGCCCUGUCCAACGCAGGUGGCGGGGGAAAUGCCAGGCGAAUCGGGACUUCCCCCAGUCGCUCUGCUCGCGCAAGCUCAUCGGCGCGCGGUUCUUCGCGGCGGGCGUGCGCAAGUCGUCGGCGGGAGUAAACAAGGAGAAGGACUUUCUGUCGCCGCGCGACGGGGAUGGCCACGGCACGUGGUGUGCCAGCCCAGCAGCAGGCAACGCCAACGUGCCUCUCACCCUCUCCCCGACACGCACCCUAGGCACCAUCUCGGGAGUGGCUCCCCGCGCUCGCCUCGCCACCUACAAAGCGCUCUGGGUCACCCCGGGCGGGGAGGCGGGCUCAGCAGGCAACGCCAACGUGCCUCUCACUCUCUCGCCCACCAGAACCCUCGGCACCAUCUCAGGAGUGGCGCCCCGAGCGCGCCUCGCCACCUACAAGGCGCUCUGGGUCACGCCCGGGGGGGAGGCGGGCGCGUUCCAGUCAGGCAUCCGCGCAGCCCGCAGCAGUAGGCAACGCCAACGUCCCUCUCAUCCUCCCUGCAUCCAGAACGCUAGGCACCAUCUCAGGAGUGGCGCCCCCGCAGCAGCAGGCAACGCCAACGUGCCUCUCACUCCCUCGCCCACCAGAACCCUCGGCACCAUCUCAGGAGUGGCGCCCCGAGCGCGCCUCGCCACCUACAAGGCGCUCUGGGUCACCCCCGGGGGGGAGGCGGGCGCGUUUCAGUCAGACAUCCGCGCAGCCGUUGAUGCGGCCGUAUCCGACGGUGUGGAUGUGCUCUCGUGCUCGUUUGGCGGCGCCAUUUCGCGGUAUUUCAACGACCUGCCGUACCUGCAAGCGCUCAAGGCGGGGGUGUUGAUAGCCUUUGCAGCGGGCAACAGCGGUGCCUCUCACACCACGCCCUCUCACAGACAGAUACUUCUGGGCUUGCUGCUGCUUGCCAAGGCGGGCGUGUUCAUCGCCUUUGCAGCGGGCAACAGCGGCGCCCCCUCUAAGGGGCAAAUGCUCGGCACUCUCAGCAACACGGCGUCGUUCUACCUCACUGUGGGGGCCAGCACCAUCGGUCGUGAGUAUCAGGCCAACCUCACCCUGGGCAACGGAGUGCACCUCACAGGGCUGGCCGCUGGGCUUUCACCAAUUUACCCCUCCCCCACGCUCCCCCCUGCUCCCCCACCUUUUACCCCCCACCAGCACCAAUCGCACUCUGGGCAACGGAGUGCAGCAGCUCGCGGGGCUGGGCUUUCACCAAUCGCCCACUCAAUCUUUCCCAUCUCCCCCACCCUAUCCCCUGCUCUCCACACUAUCCCUACCCCCACCAGCACCAUCGGCCGUGAGUAUCAAGCCAACCUCACUCUGGGCAACGGGGUGCAGCUCACGGGUCUGGGCUUGCAUCAAUUCCCCUCUUGCUUUCUUUACACCCCUUCCCCCACACGCCCCCCCACCAGCACCAUCGGGCGUGAGUAUCAGGCGAAUCUCACCCUGGGCAACGGGGUGCAGCUCGCAGGGCUGGGGUUUCAUCAAUCCCCCUCCUGCUUUCUUUCCCCCCUCCCGCACGUCCCCCCUCUCCCAUGUCACCAGCACCAUCGGUCCACCAUCGGUCGUGAGUAUCAGACCAACCUAACCCUGGGGAACGGAGUGCAGCUCACGGGGCUGGGGUUUGGCAGCGCAGGCAACGCACAGGACCUGCCUCUCCUGCUCUCCUCCGCUGCCGUUCACCCGCUGGGGACGCUAAGCCUGGUGCGUGGCUUUGGCAGCGCAGGCAACGCGCGGGACCUGCCUCUCCUGCUCUCCUCGGCUGCAGUGCACCCCCUGGGAACACUCAGCCUGGUGCGUGCUGGCAUGCUUGGUACAGGUAGGCGGGCGGAUGUUGGAUUGACACUUGAAGGAGAUGGGCAACGGCACAGGCAACGCGCGGGACCUGCCUCUCCUGCUCUCUGCUUUACAAUCAUUGGGGACUCUGCGCCUGGUGUGUGGUGGGAGGGAGAGGGGAAUGUGUGUGGUGGGAUGGCUGGUGGGUGCAUAGCAGAAAGCUAUGCUGGCGCGAGAGUGUUUCGCCUCAAGCCUGGACAAGUCUAA
Closterium sp. Naga37s-1 is the source of this 3030-nucleotide messenger RNA. Lineage: Eukaryota; Viridiplantae; Streptophyta; Zygnematophyceae; Desmidiales; Closteriaceae. The record is from the annotation of a GenBank genome assembly.